CUGUAGUGGCGGCGGUGGCCCUGACGCCUGGAGGCUCCUAGGUGGUGGGCCGGUUCGUGCUUCCCGGAGUGCAUGGGCGUGGGCAUUAGCGGCUGGAGGGGCUGAGUGUGGAGGGGCUGAGCGCCCCGCGUCAUGGAGGGCGCCGAGCCCCGUGCACGGCCCGAGCGCCUGGUCGAAGCUGAGGCGCGGGCGACCGACGGCGUCCGCCUGGUGGAGGUGCAGCUGAGCGGCGGCGCCCCUUGGGGCUUUACCUUGAAGGGCGGACGGGAGCAUGGCGAGCCUCUGGUCAUCACCAAGAUUGAAGAAGGAAGCAAAGCUGCAGCAGUGGACAAGCUACUUGCUGGAGAUGAGAUAGUGGCCAUUAAUGACGUGAAUCUCUCAGGGUUCAGACAAGAAGCAAUUUGCCUGGUGAAAGGCUCCCACAAGACCCUGAAGCUUGUGGUCAAAAGGAAAAGUGAUCCUAGUUGGAGGCCUCACUCCUGGCAUGCUACCAAGUACUUUGAUGUCCACCCUGAGCCAGCAGCCUCACUGUUUCUGAACACCAGCAGCUCCCCUUCCUGGAAGAGCCAGCACCAGGCUAGUUCUUCCUCUCAUGAUUUAACUGGCUCAUGGGAGCACACAAGCCUACAGCGCACUUCUGACCACUUCAGCUCCAUGGGCAGCAUAGACAGCCUCGACCACAGCUCCCAACUCUACCCAUCUGGACACCUCUCAUCUGCCAAAUCCAAUAGCAGCAUUGACCACCUAGGUGGCCACAGCAAGCGAGACUCAGCUUAUGGCUCCUUUUCCACAUGUUCCAGCACCCCUGACCACACCUUGCCCAAAGCUGAUGCCUCUUCCACUGAGAACAUUCUCUAUAAAGUUGGCCUUUGGGAGGCCUCUAGACCAGGCAGCAGCCGACAAAGCCAGUCUACAGGUGAUCCUCAGGGACUGCAGGACAGGCCAUCAUGUUUCAUACCUAGGGUUCCUGGUAAUAGUAGUAAAAGUCCAAGGCCAGAGGAUAAUGUUGAACCCAAAAUAGCCACUCCUGGGAGAUCCAAUUUUGGGCCUGUAUGGUAUGUUCCUGACAAGAAAAAAGCCCCUUCUCCCCCACCUCUUGGACUUCCUUUGCGCAGUGAUAGCUUUUCUGUGGCAGCCAGGGGCCAUGAAAAAGCCCGGGGCCCUCCAUUCUCAGACUUGGCCAGUAUGCAGCACUUUACCACCCUGCCCCAUGUGCAACCCCGGGGGGACCGCAGAAUGGAAACUACAGAUCGACAGUGGAAGCUCACACACCUAAGUAGUGGCAAAGAAAUAGGAAAUGUGGGUUACCAGUCAGAAGGCCACCUGGAUUGCCGUUGGCUAUGCUCUGAUGAUAGGGCGGGUAGGCCCUCAGGGGCUCCAGGCAGGCUCCAAUUCUCCGAUGUGCACUUUCUGAAGUCUUACCAUGGGAGCCAGCACCAACAGCAGUGCAGUGAUGAGAGCCCAAGGGUCCCCUCAUCACCAAGGGAACUGCUUCAUAUAACUCCUGGUGGAGGUCUGCAAGAGCCUCCUGAACCAUCUCAGGAUGACAACCCUACUCAGGUGAGGUGGCCUAGUUCUGCUAACCAGAAGCUAGAUGACAGAGGGCGGAGCCACUAUUUUCCUGUGUCCCUCAGGCAGCCUGUACAGGCGAGUACCCAGGUUGUGAUGCCCCGAGGUGACUAUUGGCAUUCAGAUACAACUCCUGUGGACCUUGAAUAUCCUCUCUUACGCCCAGUAGGCCAGAGGGCCUACCUACAGCAGCAUGAGGAGACUCCGGCCUCUCAUGAAAAAGAGGGGUAUCACCAGCUAAAUGCAGGGAUUGAAGGCUGCUGCUCAGGAAUCCAAGAGCCUCCUAGAGCCAGCCACACUGUGAGAGUUGGUCUUCAGUGUCCUGGCAAUGACUUCAAGUUAGCGGAUGGAGAAAGUGGGAGAAUUUCUCGUCAGAGGACACCCAUGCUACACUCUCUGACCCAAGAUGGUGCAUGGAGACCCAGGAACAGCAAGGAUUGUGGAAAUGAUAAGCCACCACUGUUUGAUGCCCAAGUGGGUAAACCCACACGGAGGAGUGACCGUUUUGCCACAACACUGAGGAAUGAGAUCCAAACACGCAGAGCAAAGCUGCAGAAAAGCAAAAGCACAGUGACACUAGCUGGAGACAGUGAAGCUGAAGACUGUGCUGGAGACUGGAGAGCUGAUGUGGGGGCUGUCCCCAGCACCUAUAAAGAGCACCUGAAGGAGGCCCAGACACGUGUUCUGAAGGCCACCUCUUUCCAGCGCCGACAUUUAGAUCCCACCCCAGCAGAUCAGUAUUCAGGACCAUCAGAACACAGGACUUUUGACCACAGUGCCUCAUCUUCUUUAUCUUCUUUCCCUGGGGAGCCAGACUCUGCUCCACGCUUCUGUGAGACAGGUCUGGCCAAGCCACCCUCUUCCGGAGGUGGUGUACCCCAUGUUCUUCGAAUUGGAGGCCGGAAACGGUUCACAGCAGAGCAGAAACUAAAGUCCUAUUCUGAGCCAGAGAAAAUAAAUGAAGUGGGGCUCUCAGGGGUCCACCGUCCUCAUCCUACUGGCAGGACACCUGAGGAUACUGUGGGUACAUUUGCUGACAGGUGGAAGUUUUUUGAGGAAACAAGCAAAUCUCUUCUCCAGAAGCCAGGCCAUAGGCAAGUUCACUGUGGGCUUCCAAGAGAGAAGGCUGAGAGGCCACAGACAGGGCACCAUGAAUGUGAGAGUACAGAGCCCUGGUUCCAGAAGAGGUCACUGGCCACCUCCUGUGGAGAGAUCCUCAGUGAUGUCAGAAAAGUAGAAAAGGCUUCAGAGAAAUUGAACCCACCCAGAAGACUUGGAACAUUCGCAGAAUAUCAAGCGUCUUGGAAGGAACAGAAGAAACCUCUGGAAGCCAGGAGUUCUGGACGAUACCAUUCAGCAGAUGAUAUUCUGGAUGCUGGUCUAGAUCAGCAGCAGAGGCCACAGUACAUUCAUGAACGGUCUCGUUCAUCACCGUCUACAGAUCACUACUCACAGGAAGUGCCUGUUGAACCAAACAGGCAGACAGAGGACUCUGGUGAUCACAAAGAAGCACUUUUCUGUACACUACAAACUGAGGAGGGAUGCUCUGCUCCAAGCUCCUCUGUGCUCAGCAGUGCCCAGCCGCAAGACAGCCAGCAUGUGAAUGAAGACACAACUUUCCCUCACCCAGAAACCCAGCUCUCUUCCAAGUGUCAACGCCUACAGACAUCAGCCAUGGAAACUUCACGCUCCCCUUCGCCUCAGUUUGCCCCACAGAAGCUGACAGAUAAACCUCCCCUGCUUAUCCAUGAAGACAGCUCAGCAAGAAUCGAGCGGGUGAUGGACAACAACACCACUGUGAAGAUGGUGCCCAUAAAAAUCGUGCACUCAGAAAGCCAGCCUGAGAAGGAGAGCCGUCAAAGUCUCGCAUGCCCAGCCGAGCUGCCCCCACUGCCCAGUGGGCUGGAGAGGGACCAGAUCAAGACACUGAGUACAUCAGAGCAGUGCUACUCCCGCUUCUGUGUGUACACACGACAGGAGGUGGAAACCCCUCAUAGAGCUCGCCCUCCAGAGCCCCGGCCACCCAGCACCCCUGCACCUCCUGUCAGAGAUAGCUGUUCCUCCCCUCCCUCCCUCAACUAUGGGAAGGCCAAGGAGAAGACCAUGGAUGACUUGAAGUCUGAAGAAUUAGCCAGGGAGAUUGUGGGAAAGGACAAGUCUUUGGCUGACAUCCUGGACCCCAGUGUGAAGAUCAAAACUACCAUGGAUCUGAUGGAGGGAAUUUUUCCCAAAGAUGAGUACCUCCUAGAGGAAGCUCAGCAGCGGAGAAAGCUGCUCCCCAAAGUCCCCUUACCCAGAGUCACAGAGGACAAGAAACAGGACCCAGGUAUGCCAGGGGUUGUGUCCUUGGCCACCAAUUCUACCUAUUACAGCACAUCAGCCCCCAAAGCAGAACUGCUUAUCAAGAUGAAGGACCUGCAGGAACCUGAAGAGUAUUCAGCAGGUGACUUGGAUCAUGACCUUUCUGUUAAGAAGCAAGAACUCAUUGACAGUAUCAGCCGCAAGCUGCAGGUGCUCCGGGAAGCACGUGAGAGCCUGCUGGAAGACAUCCAAGCCAACAAUGCUCUUGGGGAUGAGGUGGAAGCCAUUGUGAAAGAUGUCUGCAAGCCCAAUGAGUUCGACAAGUUCCGGAUGUUCAUUGGAGACCUGGACAAAGUGGUGAACCUCCUGCUGUCACUGUCAGGACGCCUGGCCCGUGUGGAAAAUGCCCUUAAUAAUUUAGAUGACAAUCCUUCUCCUGGAGAUCGGCAGUCACUGUUGGAGAAACAGAGAGUCCUAACUCAGCAGCAUGAGGAUGCCAAGGAGCUUAAAGAGAAUCUUGACCGUCGUGAGCGCAUUGUGUUUGACAUCCUGGCCACCUACCUCAGCGAGGAGAACCUGGCUGACUAUGAGCACUUCGUGAAGAUGAAGUCAGCUCUCAUCAUUGAGCAGCGAGAGCUGGAAGAUAAAAUCCACCUGGGUGAAGAGCAGCUCAAGUGUUUGUUUGACAGCCUACAGCCUGAGAGAAGCAAAUGAGAGGCCCAUUCCUGUAGAUGGUGGACACUGAGCCUUGGAGAUUAAUGCCUGGGACUACAAGAGUGAACCCAAGCCUAUUUGCCCAUCUCUGGAGAGACACACUCUGGAGCCACAAGGCUAGUAAAAAAGCAAUAAUGUCCUGCUAGUAUGUGAUGAUUUAUUUAUGAUUUUCAUUUCUGUUGGUUUGCUGAACAUAGUUUUGUAUCACAUGUUAUUUCACAGAAUGCCAGGCUUUGCUAGUCAACAAGGGUUCCCUAGCCCUCCUUUGCAGCAGUGGCACCAGUGUUCCUUUCUCGUGUAGAUGCCAAAUACAGUACUACAGUUCAUGAAAGGAAAGACCCUUGUGAUUUAGCCAGGCGUGGGCUGCUGUGUGUUCUGUGCUUGUUCAUUUAACAAUGUGAGCAUUUAUCAUUCUGUCACGGUGACAUUCUCUGACUCCGUAAAAAUCAGUGAUGAUAAUUUAUUCAUGUGUGGAAAACAUGAACAAUUUCCUAGUAGUUAAAAACUAACUAUAAAAUAAACAACCUACAUAUUGGAUUCAUUCAUUCUAAGAUUAAAAUUAUCACAUAACUUGUGUGCAUGUUUUGAAACACCCUAAACAGAUAUCUAGUAUCCUUCUUGUCACAUCUUAAAUAAUUUCUAGCCAAGUGAUAUUAAUUGGAUAAAAGUGUGUCUGCUAAUAAUGUUAUUGCUUGCUUUUUAUUUCCUGAGACCAAUGGAAUAUUUUGAAGUUUCCUUCCCCGGAAUACUAAUUUGUAUACAUGAUCUUUAAUGAUAAUCAGUGGCUUAUCUCUUUUUAUGUCUGUUACCAUGGGCCACAUGCCAUGUAACCUAAGACUUAAGACUCCAUCUAGAGGUCAGAGGUCCUGUGGAGUGACUAGUGCUUACAUUUGAAACAGAGUUUUGUCCUUAACAGUUCAAAUGGCAAGAUGACAAAUAGAGUGUUACUCAUUAAAGCUACACUGUCAUUCCGUUGGUUUCCAGUUGACAGGAUAGAGAUUGGGAAAAGACAUUUUUAAAUCAUGUGUCUGACUUGUUGCUCAUUUUGUUUUUGCUA
Mus pahari (shrew mouse) is the source of this 5641-nucleotide messenger RNA. RefSeq names its product shroom family member 2 (gene Shroom2). Gene Ontology annotation, molecular function: actin filament binding. NCBI's taxonomy places the organism in Eukaryota, Metazoa, Chordata, Mammalia, Rodentia, Muridae. Gene Ontology annotation, biological process: actin filament organization. Gene Ontology annotation, cellular component: cortical actin cytoskeleton; adherens junction; apical plasma membrane. The transcript is spliced from 10 exons. The record is from RefSeq and is a predicted model, not a curated record. Bases 133 to 4584 code for a protein of 1483 amino acids.